Molecule: messenger RNA, 5513 nt
Organism: Myotis brandtii (Brandt's bat)
Lineage: Eukaryota; Metazoa; Chordata; Mammalia; Chiroptera; Vespertilionidae
Gene: SMURF1
Product: SMAD specific E3 ubiquitin protein ligase 1
Exons: 18
Coding region: 284-2482 (732 amino acids)
Biological process (GO): ubiquitin-dependent protein catabolic process; negative regulation of BMP signaling pathway
Molecular function (GO): ubiquitin protein ligase activity; protein binding
Source: RefSeq, a predicted model, not a curated record
UCCACCCUUUCCUUCAGCCCCGAAUUCCUCCGUCCGCUCUCGCGGCUCCUCCCGGGCCCGUGCUCCUCGCCGCCCCGCCGCCCAGCCCGCUCCAGUCUCGUCCACUUCCUUUCGCUCCCAGGCCAGGCGCUCUCGGGUCCUGCUGUGCUCCCCGCAUUCCUUCCUUCCUGCCUUGCACUUCACCAUCGCCCCCCCCCCCGCCUCCCCAUCCCUGAGGCCCCGUUAGGUGUGGAUCCCCCCUCUCCCUCUCCACCGCACACACAACUGGCCCCCCGCUUCGCUCAUGCAGUCUUCAAUGAAAUGCCUGUGUCUCCUGGGCGGCUGGAGUGCCACCUUCCAGGUAUUAUGUGCCAAGAACCUUGCAAAGAAAGACUUCUUCAGACUCCCCGACCCCUUUGCAAAGAUUGUUGUGGAUGGAUCUGGGCAGUGCCACUCAACGGACACUGUGAAAAACACAUUGGACCCAAAGUGGAACCAGCACUAUGAUCUAUAUGUUGGGAAAACUGAUUCUAUAACCAUCAGCGUGUGGAACCACAAGAAAAUUCACAAGAAGCAGGGAGCUGGCUUCCUGGGCUGUGUGCGGCUGCUCUCCAAUGCCAUCAGCAGAUUAAAAGAUACUGGAUACCAGCGUUUGGAUCUAUGCAAACUAAAUCCCUCAGAUACUGAUGCAGUUCGUGGCCAAAUAGUGGUCAGUUUACAGACACGAGACAGAAUAGGCACUGGAGGGUCUGUGGUAGACUGCAGAGGACUGUUAGAAAAUGAAGGAACCGUGUAUGAAGACUCCGGGCCUGGAAGGCCACUCAGCUGCUUCAUGGAGGAACCCGCCCCUUACACAGAUAGUACCGGUGCUGCUGCUGGUGGAGGGAACUGCAGGUUUGGGGAAUCCCCAAGUCAAGAUCAAAGGCUUCAGGCACAGCGGCUUCGAAAUCCUGAGCUCCGAGGGUCCCUCCAGACGCCUCAGAACCGCCCCCAUGGCCACCAGUCCCCGGAACUGCCCGAAGGCUACGAACAAAGAACAACAGUGCAGGGGCAAGUUUACUUUUUGCACACACAGACGGGAGUGAGCACGUGGCACGACCCCCGAAUACCAAGAGACCUUAACAGUGUGAAUUGUGAUGAACUUGGACCACUGCCACCAGGUUGGGAAGUCAGAAGUACAGUUUCUGGGAGAAUAUAUUUUGUAGAUCAUAAUAACCGAACAACCCAGUUUACAGACCCACGGUUACACCACAUCAUGAAUCACCAGUGCCAACUAAAGGAGCCCAGCCAGCCGCUGCCGCUGCCCAGCGAGGGCUCAGUGGAAGACGAGGAGCUUCCCGCCCAGAGAUACGAAAGAGAUUUAGUUCAGAAACUGAAGGUCCUCAGGCACGAGCUUUCACUUCAGCAACCCCAGGCUGGUCAUUGCCGCAUUGAAGUAUCCAGAGAAGAAAUAUUUGAGGAGUCUUAUCGCCAGAUAAUGAAGAUGCGUCCAAAAGACUUGAAAAAACGACUAAUGGUGAAAUUUCGUGGAGAAGAAGGUUUGGAUUAUGGUGGAGUGGCAAGGGAGUGGCUUUAUUUAUUGUGCCAUGAAAUGCUGAAUCCAUAUUACGGGCUCUUCCAAUAUUCUACGGACAACAUUUACAUGUUGCAAAUCAACCCAGAUUCGUCCAUCAACCCUGACCAUUUGUCUUAUUUCCAUUUUGUUGGUCGGAUCAUGGGUCUGGCUGUGUUCCAUGGACACUACAUAAAUGGGGGUUUCACAGUCCCCUUUUAUAAGCAGCUACUGGGGAAGCCCAUCCAGCUCUCUGACUUGGAAUCGGUGGACCCAGAACUACAUAAGAGCCUAGUGUGGAUUCUAGAGAACGAUAUCACGCCCGUGCUGGACCACACUUUCUGUGUGGAGCACAACGCUUUCGGGAGGAUUCUUCAGCAUGAGCUGAAACCCAACGGCAGAAACGUCCCCGUCACGGAGGAGAACAAGAAGGAAUACGUCCGGUUAUAUGUAAAUUGGAGGUUUAUGAGAGGAAUCGAAGCCCAGUUCUUGGCUCUUCAGAAGGGGUUUAAUGAGCUCAUUCCUCAGCACUUACUGAAGCCCUUUGACCAGAAGGAACUAGAGCUGAUCAUCGGCGGCCUGGACAAGAUAGACCUGAGCGACUGGAAGUCCAACACGCGGCUGAAGCACUGCGCGGCCGACAGCAACAUUGUCCGGUGGUUCUGGCAGGCGGUGGAGACCUUUGACGAGGAGAGGAGGGCCCGGCUCCUGCAGUUCGUGACGGGGUCCACCCGCGUCCCCCUCCAAGGCUUCAAGGCUUUGCAAGGUUCUACAGGCGCCGCAGGGCCCCGGCUGUUCACCAUCCACCUGAUCGACGCCAACACAGACAACCUUCCGAAGGCCCACACCUGCUUUAACCGGAUCGACAUUCCACCUUAUGAGUCUUAUGAAAAGCUCUACGAGAAGCUGCGGAUAGCGGUGGAAGAGACCUGUGGGUUCGCUGUGGAGUGAAGAGCAACCAAAGGCAACAGAUUCUAGCUCACGACCACCAGACCAAAGCCUGCCGCUUUCUGCGCGCCGCCUGCAAAGCGGGCUGAGGCACGGGAUUCUCGAGGACCUGGGGAGGGCGUCUCCCCGCCGCGGUGUUGGGGAGCAAGGGGCAGGGGACUUUGGUUCAUGGCUCCCACCCACCUUUCCUCCUUUAUGACAGUGCUCCCACCCCUCCAUCACCCAUCCAAUAAAAUGCAGCCAGGGUUAAAUCUGGCUUCGCUCACACAGGAUAUUCUGCUCCAGUUGUAACAUCUGGCCAUAGGCUCACUGCCCUGUGGUGUUUACAGGAGGAUCUCCCCGAGUCAUGAACUGAGCUCAGCCUUCUGCGGGUUUGGACCUGGUAGCUACGCUAGCGAUUCUGCCUCAGAACAGUCCUGAGGCCCCUUUCCAGUUCAGCAGCUCAAAUUCCAAAUCUCACGUCCUAGCAGCCUGCUCUGGUCGCAGAUUAACUCUCACCUGAAAACUUACUGUAAAAUACAUGCUCCCUGCGACUCUGCCACCGCAGGAGAUUCAGUCCUAAACGUGCUUCCCUUUGUGAAAGUAAAGGAACAGGGGCAGCGUUAGCUGGAGGCCAGGGUCUUUCUUUCCAGGGUGUCCUGAUUGAAAAUUUUGUUUUGCGGAGAGAGAAAUGAUCUUUCCUUUUAAGAGUCCUUUUUGCCACAUUAUCUACCCAGUUUAAAAUAUUUUCCCAGUAGAAACACCACGUAACCGAGCUCCCAAGCUGUGGCUCCUGCCCCGCAGAGAGUUUAGCUGGGCCAUUCGGAUACUAACAAACUAUUAUGCGGAAAUUGCUAACAGCUGCACUAAUAAAGCAAAAUUCUGUUACGAUAGCUGCUGGUUUGGUGCAGACGAGCUUAAAAGGGAGAGAGGGAACGGGUAACCUCAAUGACCGAAAUCCACCCCAAGUUACUGUUUUACAAGAAGAGGGUGUGGGUGUGACCCUGACAGCAGAGGGAGAGCCGCCCUGACCCAUGCCCCACGUCAGGUGGUGCCGCUGACAAAUGCCACUUGAUUUACUUGCCCUGAUGUCUUCAUGUGAUGAGCAAGGCCAAAGCACGCCGAGACCCGAAGUUCCUAGCGCCGUUUUCCAAUUUGCACAAAAGUUUGGACAGUGUUUUAACAAGCAGCUUGAUUCCAGGGAGCUGAGCUCCGUGAAGAACGGCAGCAGCCACCGGUUUUCCCGUCUGGGUUUUGUUGUUUCUGUUUAGGGGCAAGUGCAGGGUCAUUCAUUAGCGAGACGUUUCCCUGUUGAAAUUUCGCUGUUGAGGCUUCUGAAUUAGCCGUUGGGAUCCGGCUGUGGGUCAGGUGGGUUUGGAAGGAGCGUUUGGCCAGCUGUCCCGCUGUUCUGCUGUCACUGAUGCUGGACCGUGGGGUGUGGAGGCACACCUGCUUCUGCACCUUGCGGGGUUCCCUUGGCUUGCCCUAGAGGCAGUCUGUCAUUUGACGUGGGCGUGCGCAGACCCUCCCCCUGCACAGAGGUCUGUCCAGUUUGUGGAUUCUGAGAGCUGAGCCUCUGGGCUACUUUCUGGGGCUCAGAUAGAAGGGAUGUCACGUGUGACUUGCUGUAGAAGGAAAACGUAGUCCAGUCACUAAGUCCCGGCCGAACUGUGGGCUUUGUCUCCAGGAGUUCCGCUUGGUCCCCGUGGGGCUUGUCCUGUGCCUCAUUUUCCACGAUGCUUUCUGAGGGCAUCCUAGACGCUCAGUGAUUCCCUCCGGUCCUCAUAAUCUUCUGGAAGGAGGAGGGAAUGGAAAGUACAGACCUCCCACCAGGUAGGUCCUCUCUCCCGUGAGCCUGCCCGGUGGGAGGAGGAGAGGACAUCCGUCAGGGCUGGCAGGCCUCGCGGCGGAGGUAGGACCUUGCCUGUGGCGGGAAACGAGGGUCCAGAGGUGGGAAGGACUUGGAGGCAGGAAGGUUGCAUUUGACUCCUUUAUAACCGCCUUCCUGCCGUGGGAAGGAGCCAGGGAACCAUCCUCCGAAUCGGCACCUGCCGGCCCCGCCUGUUCUCGCCGGUCAGGUGUUGCCUCAGUGAGAUCCAGAGGGUCAUGUCUGGUCCUCCGGGAGCUGCUUGGGGCAGGAGUCACCCGCCCAUAAGGCCUGGGUCUCCGCUUUUGUACUUACACUUGCCCGUGGGCGCCUCGCCAGCUGUGCUACGAGAAGCCUAGAAAGCAGACCUUCCCAGAGCUCGUUUACUCUUGCCAAACAGGCCUACCUGUCCGUGGCAUUGCACUUCUAGAACCUUAAAUACUGACAAUUGUUUGGGCCUUUUGAACCACCCCAAAGAAUAGUGUAGCACGCAGUUGGUAAAAGCUCCCAUGACUAACUCUGGGUCUGCAGGAGCCCUUCACACGCCUGCUCUCCUCUGUCCCUUCUCGGGAUCCCAGAGGCCAGCCCGGCCCGUGCCUCUGCCCAGACGCUCCGCCCGACUUUCAGGCUUGCCCUCACCAGCCGUCAGCAGCCGACCCUCAGGGAUGUAGCAGACCACCCUCUGCCAGCGCUUUAGGUGGGAAAGCGAAGGGGUUGCUGUGGGGAGAACCCGCCUGCCCUGGGUCCCAAUUCAGGGGCGAUGGUCCUCGAAGCUGAGCUGUCAGGAGGGGCCUGUGCAGAGAAAGGGCCCGCCCCACCCCCGCAGCCAGGUGCGCGCCACACGGCAGCCUUCCCGAAACAUAGUAUGAAUUUUUAAAAUUUGUUUAUUUUUGUUUCUCAACCACUUUAUAAUGUAUUUAAUUUAUUUUGUAAUGUCUUGUUUUUAAGUAUUGCUGCUAUCCUUGUUAUUCUUCCCACUGUUUUUAUUGCUGAUUUAUUUUGUGAAAGUUGUACACUAAUGUUCUGUUUUAUGUCAAAAUCAAAAGUAUUUAAAGAAAUACUAGUUCUAUUUAAUGUGGUUAUGGAACCAGCUGGAAACACAAAACAAACAGCGACUGUACAGCAGGCUGGACCCGGGAGGGUAGGUUCAUUUUGUUACAUAUGCAAUAAACUCACGACUUUACAUGA